AUGGGAGACAGCGCAGGUAGUGCACCUACUGACCAGAGCGGCUCCGCCACGGAGAAAAAGCACAUCCUGCUGAAUGCGUUCGAUAUGAGCACCGUGGGACAUCUGUCCCCCGGGCAGUGGAAAAACCCCAACGAUAAAUCGGCCACCAAGCGCAGCCUGGAGUACUGGAUCGAGCUGGCGAAGCUUCUGGAGCGGGGCGGAAUCAACGCUCUGUUCCUGGCUGAUACCUUUGGAGGACAUGACACGUACCAGGGGAAGCUGGACGAGUGCAUUCGCCGGGCGGCGCAAUGGCCCGUGACGGAUCCGUCGAUUCCCAUUUCGGCCAUGGCCGCAGUGACGAAGCACCUGACCUUCGCAAUCACCUCGUCGACCUCCUCGGAGGCGCCGUUCCUGCUGGCCAAGCGGUUCUCGACACUGGACCAUAUGACCAAGGGCCGGUUCGGAUGGAACAUCGUGACCUCGUACAAGAAAGCGGCGUUCAAGGCCAUCGGGCUGGACAGUCCCAUCGAGCAUGAUGAGCGGUACCUGCAGGCGGACGAAUACCUGCGCGUGCUAUACAAACUGUGGGAAGGCUCCUGGGCGUCGGACGCCGUGUCCCCGGACCCGACGACAGACUCGUACAUCAACCCGGACAAAGUGCGCACCAUCACGCACAGGGGGAGAUACUAUACCCUCGAGACGCCGCACAUCGUCGACCCGUCACCGCAGCGGACGCCCUUCCUCUUCCAGGCGGGCACCUCGCCAGCCGGCUCCGCGUUUGCAGCCACGCACGCCGAGGCGAUCUUCGUCUCGAGCCACUCGCCGGCGGUGCUGCGGCCCAAGGUCGAGAGGAUUCGCCGGCUGGCGGCGGAACAGGGGCGGGAUCCGCGCUCGAUCAAGCUCUUUGCGACGUUUACGCCCAUCCUGGGGCGGACGGACGAGGAGGCCCAGGCCAAGUACGAGGAGCUGAGGCAGUACGCGUCCGUGGUCGGGGGGCUCGUCCUCUUCAGCGGAUGGACGGGCAUCGAUAUCUCGCGGAUCCCGCUGGACCAGGAGAUCACGGCGGCGGACUCGGUCGAGGCGGGCCGGAUCGCGAGUGUUUUGGAUGCGUUCACGACCACGAGCAAGGAGAUGCCGCGGUGGACGCCGCGGGUGGUGGCGGAGAAGGCGUCGAUCGGCGGGCUGGGCCCCGUGGCGAUUGGCAGCGCGGCGACCGUUGCGGACGAGAUGGAGCGGUGGAUCGAGGAGGCGGAUCUGGACGGGUUCAACCUCGGGCAUGUGUCGACGCCGGGGACGUUCGAGGACGUGGUCGAGCUGCUGGUUCCGGAGCUGAGGAGGCGAGGGCUGUACGCGGCGCAGGAGGCGGAGGCGGAGGCGGAGGCCCUGACGGCGCGCGAGCGGGUGUAUGGGAAGGGACAGAGGGGGCUGCGCGAGGAUCACCCGGGGAGUCGAUACAAGUACGAUGUCAUAUCAUUCCUGGAAUGGAUCCCAUUGACCCUCCACCGUGAUCGUCCUGUUGAUCUGAUGAACGGCCCAGACGCAACGAAACGCAGAGACCAGCCAGCCGCCUCUGCGCUGUCAGUCUGUCACAUUGCGGCGACUCCAUCCCCGCUGGAUCCUUGCAUGAUGCAGGAGUCCGAGCUGGUGGCCAUAGUCCAGUCCUCGCUCCACAGGACGAACACCGGUUCUUACGGAUCGGGUACACUACCAUCGGUCCAAGCUCCCAACACCAGGAACGAGACGCGAACGAGAUUCUCAACCAACCGAGACGGGCAAAAGAAUCAAUUCAAUCGACGCAUAAUUCUCGAUCUACCGCGAUCGCUCAUCGCGAUCCGCUCGCCCCUCCUGGAUCCUCCAGACAUCGUCUCUGGGGCCCUGUCUGGCAGUCGAUUCUGGGCUGUUGGGGACGACAACGGAUUGUCCUCCUCCUUGUCCCAUUCUCCAGCCGCCGACUCGACGGCCGAGCUGUUCCACCCCGUCGCCUUUUCGCGCGACACCUCCGCCACCCUGGCUGCCCUCGCCCUCCAUCCGCCGGGCAUGGGGACGGCGUUGGGCGAGUUGAACGCCCCGCCGCCGUUGAACGUCCGGCGUCCAGCGGCGCCCUCGCUUCCGAGCUUCGAGCUGCCCCCUCCGAACUUCCAGAUCAACGUCGGGACCCCCAAGUAUCCGCUCCAGUCGAAUGCGCACCCUCCGACCCAUCCCAGUGUGAGCAGUCUUUUGACCCCGCCAGCAUCGACUCUGGCCGGCGAGGCGACCGCUCCGACUACGAGCGCGCCGACAACCGCCGUGUCUGCGUCCCCGGAUGUCGCUCCCUCGUAUGGAACGGCUUACUGGUCGGGACACAGUGGCUACGGAAGUACUCCUGGCACCGCGUCGUCGCGCCAGCCGUGGGGUACGGGGACAAACCCGACAUAUGCGACGCGGGACUCGUUUUCCCCGUCGACAUUACACCCGCUGAGCCGAAAUCCACCGACCUCUCCUCCCGUGACCGAAGGCAUGGCGCCGCCGUACGACAUGCACCACCACCUCCCUCCGUUCCAGCAACCGCUUUCCGUUCCUCCGCCGGGCCUCGCGACCGCGACCCCGCAGCAGCAGCAGCAUCCCGCCAUGACGCACGCGAUGUUGGCCAGCAGUCCCACCGGAUUGCCCCUCCCAUCGAAUGAUCCAUAUGGACCCAAGCCGCAGUCGGCGCCCGUCUACGGCGCUGCACAGCAGAUCCCCAGCCCGCACCAGGCCAGUUUCCCCCCCUACGGACAGCCCGGGCUCGGCGUCCAUCCGCCGAGUCGCGUAUCGUCGAAUCCUGCCCUCUCCGCGACGGGGCCCCCGCCGCACCUGGGCUAUUCGCGCCAGCCCUGGCCGUCCUACUCGCUCCCGGCGAUGAACGGGCCGGUCAUGACGAACAUCCACAGUCCGAACGGUCAGAUGUCGCUGCUGGGCAGCAUGCAGCCCGGCAUUCUCCCGGGAUUCAACAGUGGCCACGUGGCCAGCAUGCAGCAGAUGUACGGAGGGCAUCCCCCGCAUCCCAUCCACCAGCCGGGGCCGACCAACGACCGGCCGUUCAAGUGUGACCAGUGCCCGCAGAGCUUCAACCGGAACCACGACCUGAAGCGACAUAAGCGCAUCCAUCUGUCGGUGAAGCCGUUUCCUUGUACGCAUUGCGACAAGAGUUUCUCCCGCAAGGAUGCAUUGAAGCGACAUAUUCUGGUCAAAGGAUGCGGAAAGGACGGGUCCGACGGGUCGAAUAAGACGAGUACCGGGAGUGUCAAGGAGGAGGACAAGGAGAGCGUCGAUACCAAUGGACACAGCUGA
Aspergillus thermomutatus is the source of this 3288-nucleotide messenger RNA. RefSeq names its product xenobiotic compound monooxygenase, DszA family. The transcript is spliced from 8 exons. The record is from RefSeq and is a predicted model, not a curated record. Gene Ontology annotation, molecular function: monooxygenase activity; oxidoreductase activity, acting on paired donors, with incorporation or reduction of molecular oxygen. NCBI's taxonomy places the organism in Eukaryota, Fungi, Ascomycota, Eurotiomycetes, Eurotiales, Aspergillaceae. The coding region runs from base 1 to 3288 and encodes 1095 amino acids.